Bipolaris sorokiniana ND90Pr is the source of this 2043-nucleotide messenger RNA. RefSeq lists its product as uncharacterized. The coding region runs from base 438 to 1928 and encodes 496 amino acids. NCBI's taxonomy places the organism in Eukaryota, Fungi, Ascomycota, Dothideomycetes, Pleosporales, Pleosporaceae. The transcript has a single exon. The record is from RefSeq and is a predicted model, not a curated record.
GUCGGAUUAACGGGCUUCCGACUUGUGAGCAGACGAGACAAGUCCCAGGUUGUUGGCAGCCACCGUAAGUCCUCGACGAACAUCUGCUUGGCUAAAGGGUAUGUUCAUCCACACCCCUUUUCUCCUGCACCCGCUUACCAGGCACUUGGAGAAGUCCUUGUUGGCACAGCCAAGCGAAUCGUAUCUUACAGCCCGCAUAUACUGAAGUACGGAUCGAUCAAGUCUUUGGCGUCUUUACAAAGGGCGGAAGCGUUUUUUUCAAGCUCCUAUAUCUUGAGUGGGAUUGUUGCCGAGAACGCGGUGUGAUUCUCUAUUCCAGACUAGCUUGGUAGCUCACACUCACACCCUCCCUCUCUUUCUCCGUCCGUAGCAACCGCUCGGAACUAUCUGAGGCCCUAAUAUAAGGCCCCAUAAUUUUCAACCCCUCAACCACGCACAUGAUGCCUGAGAUUGGUAGCGGUUUCGAUGAGGUAGAUUGGCCAGAGCACCAACAUCCACACCAAACCCUGCUGUCCAUGGGUGCCCAGAGCGCUGAAGGUACAGUUGCACAACAUACAAAUCAGUACUGGGCACCGUACCCUGAAGAUCGGCGUGAGCGUGCUCCGGUAGAACAUUGGGGACAAAACGGUCAUCCAACAAGCACUCAUUCCCAGCACCAUGUAGUAUUCGAAGGAUACUCAGCUGAGCAAUCCCCAAGCAGAGCAGCGAACCGGAACCCGGGAUCUUUCCGAGAGAAUACUGCAUACUCCGUUAACGGACCCCACCACGCCUAUAGAACGAUGGAAAAUAGACACGAACCACUGAUGCCAGUGCAUAGCCGUACUUACUAUCAAGAUGAAAGUGCGCCAAAUGCUUACCAUGGUGCACACAUGCAGCCGGAGUUUUUGCUGCGAGCUCCAAGCAGCUUUCCAAACUCUGUACAUGGGGCAGCAAAUAACGCGUAUGCUGCCAAUCUUGACACUUUGUCACACCUCGGGGCCCAUGUAAUUCAUGAAGAUACCUGCAGAACGCCAAAAAGUUCAAGCAGUGAUCUUCAGUACCAGCAGUAUUAUGGUCAGGAACCAGAGACACCAAUCGAUCCCACACUGGACCAAGAACAAGGCAGCUUUUCCAUGACCGAGUCUACCCUAGGUCCCUGGUCGUCCCCCCAAGGUGGGAUAGUCGUACAAUUGGACGCCCCAGACUCAGAGCCUUGGAACGCAGUCGGCCUAAUGGACGGCAGUCAGACUACCCGUUCUACAAGGCAAAUACAGGCAGGAGUAGAUCGGAUGACUUUGCGUGCCACCCGUUCGAUGUCCGCUUACGGUGAUCCGAGCUCAGUCUCUUCGAUGCGCAGUGGUUUCGAAACCCUUUUGUCAUCAGAAAGCCCCUACUUUCCCCAAUCCUCAGCGCCAGCAAGCCAAAUGGAUGUUUUUGAUUCUUACAAGUUUCCCUUGGGCAUCGACUGUACUUCUGGACCGAGAACCAACUCUCGAAACCGACACUGGCUCAAAGUGGAGGGAGCUGCAACACCCACAAGGACGCGAGGACAUCUUGAAAGAUACCCUCACUCAGAUCCUGGUCGUUACUUACAGCUUCCCGGCAAGAGACGGGCAUCUUCAGCAUCAUCCCAAAUCACUGAGGCUACCUCGUCUAGUGCUGUAUCUGGCCUUGGUCAAGGCGUCCUGAAAUGUGGGGUGAACAGAUGUGAAGCUACGUUUUCCGGUAGAUACGGGAAAGGCAACAGAGCGAGACACAAAAAAGACUACCAUGGAGGAAAGGAGCCCGUAAUUUGCGAGGAUAGCAGCUGCGGAAAGAUCUUCAGACGGUCAGAUGCUCGGUUGAAGCACUAUAGGAGUCGUCAUCCUCAUCUCGUAGGCAUAAACAAACAGGUGUCGCGUCCUGGAAGACGGAACCCGGCACCAGGAGACCUGGAUGGUGAUGCGUAAACCAUCUUCGUUUAGUCCCAUUGCAUCUCUGCUUCGAUAUCCGGCCUCGAGCAGUAAAACAUCUCUUCUAUCAACAAUAAGAGCCGAAUGAACCCCUUCUUCUUAUUCUUCUUUU